This is a messenger RNA of Megalobrama amblycephala (Wuchang bream), 1535 nucleotides long. Its product is annotated as phospholipid scramblase family member 5. NCBI's taxonomy places the organism in Eukaryota, Metazoa, Chordata, Actinopteri, Cypriniformes, Xenocyprididae. The record is from RefSeq and is a predicted model, not a curated record. The coding region runs from base 197 to 1033 and encodes 278 amino acids. The transcript has 8 exons. Gene Ontology annotation, biological process: plasma membrane phospholipid scrambling. Gene Ontology annotation, cellular component: plasma membrane. Gene Ontology annotation, molecular function: phospholipid scramblase activity.
UACUUUUCUGUCUGACAAAGACCAGAUCCGGGAAGGACAGAGUGGGGCAGAAGGGGGGUGUGUGGUGUAGGACUAGCUUCUGAACUACUAACACACAGUAUUUGAAGCUUGUCUGGAAGCUGUUUCUCAGUAAAGGAAGCCCUCAUUUCAUCAAUACUGCACCUGCCCAACAGCCCCUAAAAGCUCAGAACCUGAAAUGGCCUUCCCAUCUGUGACCGCUCAGCCUCUUCCCUUUGGUCUGGAAAGGGAGAGACAUAUUGACAUGCUCUUCAGAGCUUUCCACAGGCAGAUUAGACCUACUUCAGACAGCCAGGACCUCACACCUGUGCUCCGGCCUACAGGCAGGAGAGGAGAGGACGAGGGACCUGGAGGGAAAGAGAUGGACAGUGAGGGUAAAAAACUGGGAAAAUUGUCUGUUCUGAGAACAGUCACAAGACUCCACAUUAAUGCCAGACCAGAACUACAAGGUCCACAGUGCGUCGCCCGAAGAACAUACAGCAUCUCCACAGAAACCAGUGAUCAGCUCUUUGUGGCUGUGGAAGAGAGCUCAUGCAUGUGUAUGCAAUGCUGUGGUCCAGCUCGAUCCUGUUCACUACAAGGCUUUGAUAAGGACGCAGAAUGUGUCUUCCUGUUUGAGAGGCCCCUGAGAGCGGAGAUGUGCUGGCUCGGCUGCUGCCUGAUGGAAAUAAGUGCUUAUACACCAGAGAGAGAGUUUAUUGGGACAGUUCACCAAAGGUGGAGUAUGUUCACACCGUAUUUCGAGGUCUGUGACUCCGAGGGCGUCUCGGCCGUGAGGAUCCAGGGUUCCUGCUGCAACACACGAUGUCUUUCUGAACAAGAGCUGCAGGUGGUUUCCACUAUUGGUGAGAGUGUUGGGCGCAUAUGGAAGAGGUGGCCUGGAUAUAAUGAGGAAUGUAACAUGGAUCAUGAGUAUUUUGGACUGGAUGUACCCGAAGGAAUGAAUUUGAACACCAAAGUGCUGUUACUAGCUGCUACCUUCCUGCUGAAUCAUAUGUUCUUUGAGAUGAGCUAAGUGGAAAUGGUAAAGUUUCUGGGACAUAAAAGACAUCUGCUUCACCUCUGAAGUGAAGUGUGAACCCAGCAAAUAUAAAACUAUGGUGACUCAUAUCAAGAUGGAGCACUGCAUUGUUUCUAUGAAAACUGCAAGAAACAUAGAACUCUCUAAAGCUCUGAACUGUACAGUGUAGUGCACAUCAAGAAUCCCUGUACAGGGCCUCUCUGCAAACUAAACACACUAAAGUAGGAUUUAAAGGUUGAGUAUUAAUUUCUACAGAACAUAUUUACCCUAUAUAGCCUAUAGUAUCAUAUUUAAUAUGCACAUUUCUAAGGCUUCUAAAUUAUCGUGAUGAAAACUUUGCUGAAAAACCUGUUGUACGCGAUCUACUGCAUGCCUUCUGUCGUCUGCUAGUUCACACUUUUUUAGCAAGUAAAAGGCCUUUUAGUGUAAUUCUAAAAUGUAUAUUUUUUUGCUCUGAAAUCUUUAUUAAUUUAAAUAAAGUAAAUAUAAGAAUAAC